AUGUCUCAAGGAAUUUACUUGAGUGAUGUGCCUGUUAGACGGCCAGCGCUUGCUGGCAACUCUUUGGCCAGAAAAAUGCAGCGCGCUUGCCGACUGUCGCUGCCUGAACCUGACUUGGCACUAAACUUGGAUGUAGCCGACUUCAUCAACGCAAAACAGGGAGCCGCGCCUCGCGAAGCAGCCAUUGGAAUUGUGAGACUUAUAAACAGCCGUGAUACACAUACAGCGGUGUUUGCUCUUGCGCUCUUGGAUGUGCUGGUCAAAAAUUGUGGGUAUCCUUUCCAUCUUCAAAUCUCGCGUAAAGAGUUUUUGAAUGAGCUCGUGAAGAAGUUCCCAGAACGCCCCCCUCUUCGCUUCACUAAGGUGCAGCGUCUUAUUCUGACCGCUAUCGAGGAAUGGUACCAGACCAUAUGCAAGCACACAAACUACAAAGAGGACAUGGGCUAUAUUAGAGAUAUGCAUAGACUCUUGAAAUACAAGGGCUAUAUCUUCCCAAAGAUCAAGGAGGAGGACUUGGCUGUGUUGAGGCCUGGCGACCAUCUGAAAACCCCAAGCGAAAUCCAGAAGGAACAAGAAAUCGCACAGGCCGCGAAAUUGGAGGAGUUGAUCAGGCGCGGCCGUCCCGAAGACUUGAAGGAGGCUAACAAGCUGAUGAAGGUGAUGGCUGGCUUCAAAGAGGACAAUGCGAUCAAGUCCAAACAAUUGAUCAACGAUGAGCUUGUGAAGCUUAAAAGAAAAGCUGAUCUUUUCAAAGAUAUGCUAAGCGCCUCGGAGACACCGGACUUCAGCAACGAGACCUUGGUUGAACUAUACAGUGCUCUGAAGGUAUCCCAGCCCAAGUUUCAGAAGAUUAUUGAAGAAGAGCACGAAGACGACGUCUUGGUUCAAGAUUUGCUUCAAUUUAACGACACUGUUAAUCAACUGGUUCAAAAAUACAAUUUGCUGAAGACUGGUGAAGCUGGUCAGGCCGCCCAGAUCCAGGUCUCGUCAAUUUCCUCACCACCUGCUGGAUCUGGGGGAGCGUUGGCUAAUGAGAUCAACCUUAUUGAUUUCGGUGAUGAUGAGGAGCAAGCGUCUUCGCCACAGGGACAGGACUCAGGAAACCCUGUCGAGGAUCUAUUGGGCGAUUUGAACAACCUAAGUUUUUCUCAGCCAUCUCAAGGUUUCGGUCUGGGUGGAAGCAUUUCUCUCGGGGCUUCGCAGCCCACUGCGCAAGUUUCAUCAGGCUCGGAGUUUGACUUACUUGGUAAUCUUUCGAACACACCUUCUCCAGCUGCAACAGCUCAGCCUCCAAAGAACACUCAGUUUUCUGGCGAUGACUUCACCGAGGCCUUUGGAAGUAUUGAACCAGAGAACUCCGUGGCCCACAACCGAGUUGAAGUUUCAAGCUCAACCUCUCUAAAAAUUGAGUUUGAUUUAUCGAGAAAAUCUGAAUCUUCCAUUAACAUCACCUCAUUCUUCUCGAAUGUGGGGCCUUCGCCAAUUUCUGAGUUGACAUUUAUGGUGGCAGUUCCCAAAUCAAUGACACUAAAUCUGAAGCCGCAAUCAGGCAACUUUAUACCUGGUUACGGAGCAGACGGAGUGACUCAAUCGGGUACCAUUGAAAAUGCUUUUUCAAACAAUGGCAAACCUUUGAAGGUGAAAUGGAAAGCAAGCUAUGUUGUCAAUGCCACGCCUGUAGAGGAAACCGCCAUUUUUACGUUCCCUCAAAUUUAA
Messenger RNA from Lachancea thermotolerans CBS 6340, 1716 nucleotides. RefSeq names its product ubiquitin-binding protein. Bases 1 to 1716 code for a protein of 571 amino acids. Gene Ontology annotation, molecular function: phosphatidylinositol binding; ubiquitin binding. The record is from RefSeq and is a predicted model, not a curated record. Gene Ontology annotation, cellular component: trans-Golgi network. Gene Ontology annotation, biological process: Golgi to vacuole transport; protein transport to vacuole involved in ubiquitin-dependent protein catabolic process via the multivesicular body sorting pathway; Golgi to endosome transport. The transcript has a single exon. NCBI's taxonomy places the organism in Eukaryota, Fungi, Ascomycota, Saccharomycetes, Saccharomycetales, Saccharomycetaceae.